UGGAUCCAGAUCUUCUGCUUUUCUUCUAUAAACAAAACAUGGGGUUCCCCCCUCUGCAAUCCCAAAACAGAUCAUCUGUUCUCUUCUCUCAGCAAUGCCUGCAAGCCUAAGGCAUCUCUUGCUUUCUCCCAGUAUCUUCUCCUUCAUCUUACUUCUUUCGAUAAACACUCUUUUCUUCUGUUGUUGUUACUCUAUUAAUGAGGAGGGACGAGCUCUUUUAACAUGGAAGAACAAUUUAAACAGCUCCACAGAUGCACUGCACUCUUGGAAUCCUGCAGAACCAAGUCCAUGCAACUGGUUUGGGAUUCACUGCAGCUCAAAUGGCGAAGUGGUCGAGAUAAGCUUGAAAGAAGUAGAUUUGCAAGGUCCAUUGCCUUCAAAUUUACAAUCUCUCAGGUCUUUGAAGACCAUUUCCCUAUCAUCAACAAAUCUUACUGGAACAAUACCAAAGGAACUUGGAGAAUAUCACGAGCUCAGUUUCAUUGAUCUCAGUGGAAAUUCUCUCUCAGGUGAAAUCCCAGAGGACAUUUGCAGGCUAACCAAACUGCAAACUUUAUCUCUCUUUUCAAAUUUCCUCGAAGGUGAUAUUCCUUCCAAUGUUGGAAACCUCUCAAGUCUUGCAUAUCUAACUCUCUAUGACAAUCAACUCAGCGGUGAAAUUCCAAGGAGUAUUGGAGCAUUAAGAAAGCUACAAGUCUUCCGAGCAGGCGGGAAUAAAAAUCUCAAGGGCGAGCUGCCUUGGGAAAUUGGUAACUGCACGAACUUGGUUAUGUUAGGCGUGGCCGAAACCAGUAUUUCUGGAAGCCUUCCUUCAUCAAUCGGAAUGCUGAAAAGACUUCAAACGUUAGCCGUUUAUACGUCUCUAUUGUCUGGUUCCAUCCCAGAAGAGAUUGGAAACUGCAGUGAGUUGCAGAACCUGUACUUGUAUCAGAAUUCCCUCUCCGGCUCAGUCCCAAGGAAAAUUGGGGAGCUCAGCAAGCUCCAGAGUUUAUAUUUGUGGCAGAACAGCCUAGUUGGUUCAAUCCCAGAUGAGAUAGGAAGCUGCAGAGAGCUCACAGUCAUCGACUUCUCAGAAAAUCUUCUGACAGGCAGCAUACCAAAAAGUUUGGGAGAACUUUCCAAACUUCAAGGGCUUCAGCUGAGUGUUAAUCAGUUAUCAGGUACCAUACCUUCUGAGAUCUCAAAUUGCAAUGCUCUGACUCAUCUGGAAGUCGAUAACAAUGACAUUGGAGGCGAGAUUCCUUUUCUGAUUGGCAACCUGAAGAACUUAACUCUAUUCUUUGCCUGGCAGAACAGGCUAACUGGAAAUAUUCCAGAGAGCCUCUCUGAGUGCCGAGAGCUUCAGGCUCUUGAUCUGUCUUAUAACAAGCUAUUUGGUCCAAUACCAAAGCGGAUAUUUGCAUUGAAAAAUCUCAGCCAGAUACUGCUACUUUCCAAUGAUCUCUCGGGCUUUAUACCUCCUGAUGUGGGAAACUGCACAAACUUGUACCGGUUAAGGCUCAAUGGCAAUAGGCUUGCAGGCACUAUUCCAUCGGAGAUUGGAAACUUGAAGGGUUUGGAUUUCAUGGACGUGAGCAUGAAUCGUCUUGUUGGAGGAAUUCCUCCAUCCAUAUCUGGAUGCCAAAGCCUCGAGUUUCUUGAUCUGCAUUCAAAUGGACUCUCUGGUCUUUUGCCAGAUACUCUGCCCAAAAGCCUUCAGUUCGUUGACAUCUCGGACAAUAGGCUUACGGGGCCAUUGACUCAUAGCAUUGGGUCAUUAACAGAAUUAUCCAAGCUCUAUGUAGGGAAGAAUCAACUUUCUGGUCAAAUCCCAACAGAGAUCCUGUCUUGCAGUAAGCUACAACUAUUAGACCUCGGGAGCAAUAAUUUCUACGGCGAGAUUCCAAAGGAACUUGGUCAAAUUCCAGCACUAGCAAUCUCUCUCAAUCUAAGCAGUAACCAACUUUCAGGUGAGAUUCCAUCUGAAUUCUCUGGUCUUACCAAGCUAGGAGUCCUAGAUAUCUCCCACAACAAGCUCAGUGGAAACCUUGACACUCUGGCAAACCUUCAAAACCUUGUCUCCCUCAAUGUCUCCUUCAAUGACUUCUCCGGUGAAUUGCCCAACACUCCAUUCUUUCGGAAACUUCCUCUCAGUGACUUGGAAGCAAACAAAGGUCUCUACAUCUCCAGUGGGGUUGUAACUCCGAUGGGACCGGACCACCGCGCCAGAUCAGCUAUGAAGCUAGUGAUGUCCAUCCUCCUUAGCGCCAGCGCAGUACUGAUACUGCUAGCAAUCUACAUUUUAGUACGUGCCCGCAUGGUGAGCAGGAAGCUCAUGGAAGAUGACAUCUGGGAAAUGACUCUGUAUCAAAAUAAGCUCGAAUUCUCCAUUGAUGACAUCGUCCAGAAUCUAACAUCUGCUAACGUGAUUGGCACUGGGAGCUCUGGAGUUGUGUACAGAGUGAUAAUUCCAAAUGGAGAAACACUAGCAGUGAAGAAGAUGUGGUCAUCUGAUGAGUCAGGAGCAUUCAGCUCUGAAAUCCAGACACUUGGUUCAAUCAGACACAAAAACAUCAUUCGACUUUUGGGUUGGGGAUCAAAUCGGAAGCUAAAGCUGCUGUUCUACGAUUAUCUGCCGAAUGGAAGCUUGAGUUCACUUCUUCAUGGUGCUGGGAAGGGAGGAGCAGAGUGGGAGGCUAGAUACGAUGUCGUUUUAGGCGUGGCUCAUGCCCUUGCUUACUUGCACCAUGACUGUGUGCCUGCAAUUUUGCAUGGGGAUGUGAAAGCCAUGAAUGUGUUGUUGGGUCGUCGCUAUGAACCUUUCCUGGCUGACUUUGGUUUGGCUAGAAUUGUGAACAGCAAUGGUGAUGAUGAUGCUACCAAACCAAGUCAAAGACCUCAUCUUGCUGGUUCUUAUGGAUACAUGGCUCCUGAGCACGCAUCGAUGCAGCGUAUCACUGAGAAGAGUGAUGUUUAUAGCUUUGGUGUGGUCCUUCUGGAGGUCUUGACCGGAAGGCACCCAUUAGACCCGACUUUGCCCGGGGGUGCAUAUUUGGUUCAGUGGGUUCGUGACCACUUAGCCAACAAGCGAGACGCGGCUGACAUUCUUGAUCCAAAGCUCAGGGGGAGGGCUGACCCUACAAUGCAUGAAAUGCUUCAAACGCUAGCGGUUUCGUUUCUCUGCAUCAGUACCCGACCUUCCGAUCGUCCUAUGAUGAAGGAUGUCGUUGCAAUGCUCAAAGAAAUUCGACAUGUCGAGGCCACAAGGCCGGAGCCUGACAUGUCAAAGGGAGGUUUGUCAGCUGCUAUUCGUUCCUCAUCUCCUGCUAGGAAAGUAGUUUCACAAGGCUCUUCUAAUUGCUCCUUUGCUUUCUCCGAUGAUUCCCUCUAAGAAUCCUGUAAAUUAAGAUUUCACAAGGCAAUUUGCUAGCUGUUUUGUGCAUAAUAUUCAGGCCAGGAAUGAGAGGGAACAAGAUCCUUUCUAAUAUCCAAUUAGUUAUAGUGGGAGAGGGGUGCAGGGCUCACUUGCCAAGGCACUUCGAGCCCGAGACCCUCUUUUACAGGGAAUCUUCGGUCCAUUACACCAAGGCAGAAGAUUACAAGAGGAAUUGUAAUGUAUUUUGGUUUUGUAGUUUCUACUGCAUGUGGUUGUAAUCAUUUAGCAAAAUUCUGAAUUGAAUUAGUAAAAUAGUCUUAGCGUAAGCUAUGUAACAUAAUUUUGGUGCUUUAAAAUUGCAACUUCCUUCGUGGCUCCGCCAUAGAGGGGGGAUUAUGGUGGGAAUAGUGAUGGCUUAAUUGUCUCUUGAAGGUGAGAUGGUGAUUGAU
Messenger RNA from Corylus avellana, 3804 nucleotides. RefSeq names its product Leucine-rich repeat receptor-like protein kinase family protein. Gene Ontology annotation, molecular function: protein kinase activity; protein binding; ATP binding. The record is from RefSeq and is a predicted model, not a curated record. Gene Ontology annotation, biological process: protein phosphorylation. Lineage: Eukaryota; Viridiplantae; Streptophyta; Magnoliopsida; Fagales; Betulaceae.